CUGCGCGCCAGUGUGACACAGCGAGGGAAGCGAGUGGUAGUGUCGAGCGCGGGCCCUUCCCUUCUUUGUGCUGUGUUCAUUUCAGUGACCCGAGUAGUGUACAGUUUUCGUUACAGUUGAUCGGCCUGAGAAAAGUGCUUGUCUUAAAGAAGAAUAGUGAAGGAGAACGUAGCAACCCGGACCCCCGCGUAUGCCUGUUAUGCCCGUGAAUGAGAGUGUGGGAAUACGGCCAGCAAGCUUAUUGUGGGUGUAACGAAGGGCGGGGGGGUGCGUCAGUGCAGAGGGACGUGCGUAGAUUGUCUGUUGUCGGGUGAGCAGUUGCCAUUUGUUACUUUAUGAGUAAAUAUGCUUGUGUUUGAAUCUAACAAGACGUGCGUGUAAUUUUCAUGGUCACCUGCUGUUUGUUUCUUGAGCGUGUUGCGAGUAGGGAACUGAAUGGCUGAGGAAUAUCUGUUAUGGUCUUGAUUAAUUUAUUGCAGAAGAAUAGUGAAGGAUUUGUAAAUGUGUUGUUGGUUAAACUUCUGUGAUAGUGUAUUGCACAACAGGAUUCAAUUAGCUUUCAUCACAAAAGGGGUAACUUAAAACGUGCGUCACUUUUAUAGUCUAUGCGGGUUCAUAAGAUUUAUUCAUAUUGUCGUGUUUAGAUGCAAGAGCAGUGUGAGGAGAACAAGACCGCUAGCUAGUGGGUGUGCGGGCGCGUAGGUCGAGGUAGGCGGGUACGUGGCGGGCGUGCAUGAUGAGUGAGCGAAGAGUGUUCGAGUGCCUGUGCCUGGAGCCCAGCAAGGGGGGCUACAGCUACGACUCCGCACUGUUAGUCGAUGUUGACCGCGCCUUCGACUUUGACGAAGCUGUAAUCCGAUUAACAACCAAAUGCAACUCCAUAGUGACUCAGUUUCGCACCUUGGGUCACCAUUUCUCUGAGUUCUCCGUCGCCGCCUCCAAGGUAGAAGGAAGCAAGACAGAUUCACCCAACGCGGGAAACAGACGGGGCAAGAAUGACAUAGAUAGGAUGGAGAGACCCUCCGGAAGCCCUGAGACACGAAAUCUGAGGCUCAUGGACUAUGAGUGGCGACGCCUUAAGAAGAAGAACUACUCCGGAAUGGUAGCUCUGGCACGCGUCACCAGGUCCUCCAUACCCAGAAACGGCUCGGGGGGCAGGUACUCCGUCAAAGCUUUCGCGGAGGCGGUUCUGAGCCACAUCCAGGCCUAUUUCAUGUUCCAGUCCUUCUGCCCGGAGUUUGAACGCUGGAUGGGCGGAGAGGAAGGGACUUGGGGCUACGGGCCUGAGAAUGCCGAUGACGAGUAUCUACUUUAUCUCGUGUACCGUCUCCGGGAUAAGAAUGUCCCUGCUAAACCCACUACACCCACAGCAAGGAGGAAGUGGACGGAGGUGGACAGAUUAGAAUUUGGCUGGCCGUUUGUGCCCAAUGCGCCCAAAAGGAGGCGGCGACACACUUCCGGGGAGAGCAACGCGAGCACUUGCAGCAGUACGAGCACGAGCAGCACGCCCAGCGGAGGUCCGUCGUACCUGACGCCGCCCGCGAUGCGCCCAGCCCAGCACGUCGCGGAAGGCACGUGGCGAGCUCGUACACGGAGCAGCACAGGGAAGACGCCAGAAGAUAACAAUGCUGAAUGGGAAACUGCAUCAGCUCCUCCAUCUUUAUCAUCUCCUGUGAGUGCAGAUGAUGAAAAUAAUCCAUUCCAAACUCCCUUCAGUCUGAGAAGAAGGAGAGCUUCUGGUUCCAGCCACAGAAGCAGAAGGAGAACCUCAUCAGGUUCCUCAAGGGAAAAUGAACCUACUCGCUCUUCGCCACGGUUGCGUAACAGAGGACAAGAGUCAUUACCGUCAAAAGAGUGAGAAAACUUUUACACUUAAUUUUUAUAUAUAAAAAAAAGACAAUAAAAUUUGAGGCUGAGGACAAAAGCAAUAGCAUAGCAACGGAAUAUUGACGAGUAUCUUAGUGUACUGUAGAGUACAUAUUUGGUGGAUGUUCAAAAGUAGACAUAGUGUCCCCAAAGUGAAGUGCCUCUUGAAAAACUAUAUGUGCAAUUUGUACUAAUAUUUUGAAAUAAGAAAUUACUUUUGACAGAUAUCGUGUAGCCAGUCAUGCACUCUAUUUUUAACAAGAAAUAGGCAUUUCUUUUGGCAGCAUAAUGUCUUAAGUGUCAGAUAUAGUGGAGAUUCAGAACACAGACGUACUUUUAUAUAGCCUUCAUGGAGAAUUUAUUUUUUUUUCAAAUGAUUUGUCUUGUUUACAAUCAAGAAUUUGUGUAGCUGUUAUCAGAUAUUAAUUAUGAUUAUAAGAGCUUUAAUUUCUGGAUGAACCUAGUUUUUCUACCCGGUCUUUGAAAUUUGCCUAGUCCAAUUAUCUUAUUUACAAUAUUUUAGUGUACUGAUAUGAUGAGCAAGUUUAAGGAACACUAAUUUGUAGAGAAUAUUUUCAUUUCUGAGUUUUCAGUACAAGUU
Messenger RNA from Penaeus monodon (black tiger shrimp), 2467 nucleotides. RefSeq lists its product as uncharacterized. NCBI's taxonomy places the organism in Eukaryota, Metazoa, Arthropoda, Malacostraca, Decapoda, Penaeidae. The record is from RefSeq and is a predicted model, not a curated record.